GUAGUGGUCCAUGGAGUGAAUUCCUACACCAUUUUGUUUUGCAGCAAGAAUGGGGCAAGGUGUAGGGAAGGCUUUUGGCAAGAAUGACAAAGUUUUGAAGGAUGAAGCAAAAGAAGUGUUGGACACCUGGGUUCAGGAUCAUACCUUGCAGAUUGAAAGUGUAACAAAAAUAGAGGAAUUGUAUCGCUUGAUAUGUGAAUGUUUCGAACAUCUUAACAAGACAAAGCUUGGGGCCCCUCGAUUUGAUAUACCCUCAAAGGAAUCCAUUCUGAAUGCAUUUGAGGAAUCCCAUGAAAGCAAGAGUGACAAAAAGCUGCCAUUGAAAGAAGCAGAAUUCAAAGAGUUUGUACACAAGGUCGUGUUUCGAGUGGUGACAAAAGGGAAGAUCGAAUUCGUUGCCGUGAUGAUGGGGUUACCACCUGCUGCGCUCUUGAUCAAGCGAGCGGUGCCCGGGCCUGUAGGGGCCAUGUCAGAGGACUUGUUCAUACCGUUAGCCACCUCAGCAACUGCACUGAUUAUGAGUUUCUUUAAGAAGAUAUGAACUACAAAGUGAGAUGGUCCUUUGUGAUCAUGUCAAUAAAACUAUUGAUUGAAUGAAUGUGAGGACUUGUUCAUACCAAUAGCCAACUCAGCAACUGCACUGGUUAUGAGUUUCUUUAAGAAGAUGUGAACUACAAAGUUAGAUGGUCCUUGUGACUAUGUCAAUAAAACAACAUAGUUGUUAUUGAUUGAA
Molecule: messenger RNA, 733 nt
Organism: Amborella trichopoda
Lineage: Eukaryota; Viridiplantae; Streptophyta; Magnoliopsida; Amborellales; Amborellaceae
Source: RefSeq, a predicted model, not a curated record